Acanthopagrus latus (yellowfin seabream) is the source of this 3718-nucleotide messenger RNA. RefSeq names its product CaM kinase-like vesicle-associated, like (gene camkvl). The coding region runs from base 380 to 2806 and encodes 808 amino acids. Gene Ontology annotation, cellular component: intracellular anatomical structure. NCBI's taxonomy places the organism in Eukaryota, Metazoa, Chordata, Actinopteri, Spariformes, Sparidae. The record is from RefSeq and is a predicted model, not a curated record. The transcript has 11 exons. Gene Ontology annotation, molecular function: ATP binding; calmodulin binding; calcium/calmodulin-dependent protein kinase activity. Gene Ontology annotation, biological process: peptidyl-serine phosphorylation.
UGGGAGACAGUGAGUGAGUGAGAGUGAGUGGGAGGGAGGGCGGCAGUCAGAAACAAGCAAACUAAUUCUCACCGAAGAACAGACAGUCGUGCCAGAGCUGGAGCUGCGGCUGGUUCACCUCUCUGACGCUCUGAACGAAGAAGCCUCAUCACCGCUGUGUUUUUCUAUUAUUUAGUUGUUGUUGUUUUUUUUUUUUCCUCUUGUUGCUGUUUUUUUUUCUUUUCUUUUCUUUCUUUCUUUCUUUCUUUCUCAUCUCGAGUCCGGCUGCCCAAGUAGGACCAAAGAGUUUCCAUUUUGGAUAAAGGGGGGGUGGGUGCUGCACACACACACGCGCCCACACUACUUCUCCAAGCCGCGACAAGUCAAGGUGAAUGCCGUCAUGCCAUUUGGGUGCCUUGCCCUGCGAGAUGGGCGGACUUACGAUAGCAUGUCUGAUGUCACGGACAAAUAUGAAAUUGGACAAGUCCUCCGAGCGAAGGAGUUCUGCGAGCUGUGCCUGGCUAAGGACAGACAAACAGACAAGGUGUUUGUCUGCAAGAAAUUCCUCAAGAAAGACGGCAGGAAAGUCCGCAAGGCUGCCAAGAACGAAAUCAUGAUCCUGAAAUUGGUCAACCACCCAAACAUCCUUCAGCUGAUAGACACAUUCGAGACCCGGAAAGAAUACCUCAUCAUCCAGGAGUUAGCCACAGGAGGAGACGUGUUCGACUGGAUACUGGACCAAGGCAAUUACACAGAGAGAGACGCCUCCAAUGUAAUCAGACAAGUACUGGAGGCUGUGGCGUACUUACACUCCCUCAACAUAGUUCACAGGAACCUGAAGCUGGAAAACCUGAUGUACUACACAGAAAACAACCACCAAAAAGUAGUGCUACGAGAUUUCUACCUGUCCAGGUUUGAGAAUGGGCCCAUCACAGAGCCUUGUGGGACACCAGAAUACCUGGCUCCUGAAGUGGUGGCUCGUCACCGAUAUGGUCGUCCUGUGGACUGCUGGGCUGUGGGUGUAAUUAUGUUCAUACUCCUAUCAGGUAACCCUCCUUUUUAUGAUGAGACGGAGGAGGAGAACACAGAUUUACACAAUCGCAUCAUCUUCUGUCGCAUCGUUGCUGGCGAGUUUGAAUUUGAUUCUCCGUACUGGGAUGACAUUUCACCUGCAGCCAAGGAGCUCGUCUGUAGACUCAUGGAGGUGGACCAGAUGCUGAGAAUCACUGCGCAGGAUGCACUUUGGCAUGAAUGGAUUGCAGGAAACGGUGCAUCAGAGAAGAACCUAAAAGAUGGUGUGUGUGCCCAGUUCGAGAAGAACUUUGCAAAGGCCAAAUGGCGGAAAGCGAUCCGUGUCACCACCUUCAUGCAGCGCUUGAAGAAUUCCGAGGCACUGAAUGACAGUUCAGCCGAGGUUCAGGGCAGUGAGGAGGCAGGAGAUGGUGAGGGGGGUGUGUCCCAGGGGACAAGUGAUGAGGGAGACAAAGGGACAAGUGAUGGAGGGGUGACUUCAAGUAGCGUGUCUUUAGAGGUUACGGUUGAAAGUACACCUCCAGGUAUGGACGAGGAACAGGGGAAGGGUACGUUCGGAGGAAAACAUGAUGAGAGAAAGAUGAGCACAGGCCCAUCUGUGGGAGCUUCCCCGUCAGAUACUCAAGAGCCCCUCUGUCAAUCGAACGCAGUCCCCAAAGUCGCACAGGACCAGCCUGAUAAGGUUGGUGCAAAGAAAGCGCCAGGUGAUGGAACCAGGAAAAUGGCUGCCAAUUUGGGUCAAAAUAAAGUCGCUCCAGAAUCCCCCGUGAUGACACCUGACCCCUCCAAGCCGUCAGGCGGUUCUUCGGGCACUAACCUUGACAAAAGCCACACAGUCGCCUCCCCUGAACCCAGCAGCAAACGAAAGAUGGCUGCAACGCUCCAUGGCCCUCCACCCACAGGCUCUACCGCUGCAACAGCCUUAUCCGAGAAAAAGCCAGCUGUGCAGAGGGAGCAGAAGGAUGAGACUGACGGGAGCUGGUGUCAGACACAAGUACCCGAGGCAGUGGCAGAGAGGUCAGUCGCGGCCUCAGUCACUCCAGCGAUAGGGCCUGGAGCUGGGGUGGAUGUAGGACUAGGAGUUAGGUUAAGGGGUGAUGGCAGCCCUGUAAGUAGUAGCGAUAGGGAUGCCAGGAGAACCGACAGACACAGCGCUGAGUUUAGCCUAGCAAGAGUAGGUCCUGCGCCUGGACAGGGUUGUUACACAGUAGGAAGCUCUGCUAGUUUGGGCCGUCAUGCCACACCAUACAACCCAGACAUUGGGACUUUAGGGAUGGGGAUGGCAGGCAGCUAUGGGAGCCCUUACAGCUCCCUGUAUACAAGUGGAGGAGGUUUAGGGAUGUACGGGACUGGGCUACAGCCUGGAGCAGGCGGAAGCAGUACCACAAGCGAUUGGCAAAUGGACAGUGUGAUUGAGCAGAUAGAGAAGCAAAUGGCCGCCGUGCUGGAGAAGAUUGAGGGAGACAUGCCCUCACUGCUAGAGCAAAUCAGCGACUGCCCGGCUGAACCACCACGUGCCCGAAGCACACACGCUUCACCUGCCACCUCCCGCGCACGCUCCUCACAACACUCCUCAACUGCGACCUCGUCCACUCCACCACCCCUUCCAACCUCUCCCAGGCCUGCACUACCAUCUCUCCCCCGCCUUACUAUCCCUCCUCCCUCCUAUCCCCCACCCUCCCCACCCACACAAUCCCCAUCACAGGCUGCGGGAGAGCAGGAAGACAGGGACGGACAGAGGGAUGCCGCUCAUUCCAGCCAGUCGCCCAGAGCUGGGAUGGGCAGGGGGCUAUGAAGCAGGUGUCCAUGAUGCAAUGCACAACACCCGGAACACUGGAUUUAUAGUUUAACCUUGAGGAUUUAAAGACUCUGAAUCACCCAAAAGUAUCAUCUACUUUCUCCUCAGAACAAAUGUAACCAUGCACUGUUGUUUGGUUUGGACGUGUGUUCAUAUUGAGAAUACUACUGAAGAGAAAUCUCCCUAUGGCAUUCAGAUUCUCUUAUGACAGGACUGUAUAGGGAGAAGUUUACUGUAUCUCCUUGUAUAAGAGCCGCACAAAAGAAAGAUUGCAAAUCUUUUUCCAUCUCAAAUCCAGAUUGUAUGCAUGAAUGCUCACCGCACAAACCUCCUCAUACUGUAAUCCAAGCACUCUGCGCAGUUUGCUAAUCAAGAAUCUACACAAAUAAGACCAUUGUGGUAAAGUUCUCAGCUGUUCCUGAGAGUUGACAUUUGAGGAAGUGUUAUGAUUUGCAUUAUUCCCUACAAACUGUAUACACUUGUAUAUAUACAUACAAAGAACUGGGUUCCUGAUUUUUGCUCUACUCCCAUGUGGUAUACUUCCUCAUAUCCAAACUGACAUGUAUGUUUUCCAAAGCAUUGCAUUAUUUUUCAUUCCUUUUUAUUUGUGUAGCUAUUAGUUCUAUAGUGUGGCUGCAAAAUCAUGAGCUUGCAGUCACACAGCUGUACAGAAGUAUGUGAAACUGAACUGAUCAAGCCUUUCCAUUGGCUGCUGCUGGAGAUUGUUUUAUUAUAUGGUGUAUUUAAACUUGAUAUGUCACCCAAAGUCUUGCUCCACACCUUUUAGAGAGUUUGAGAACAUUCUUUAAAUACAAGACAUUGUAUAAAGGCUUUGCAGUAACACACACACACACACACACACACACACACACACACACACACACACACACACACACACACACACACACA